UCAAUCAACCAACAAUCGAGGAAGCUACUAGCAAGCUUAAACAAAAAAUGCUCACAAUUGAGUUCAUUAGGCACGGAGAAACAGAGUAUAAUAUCACAGGGAGAGUACAAGGUCAGCUAGAUAUACCACUCAACGAUAAUGGAAGACUUCAAUCUACGCUCCUAGCUAAUAGAUUUAGGGGUGCAAAAUUUGAUAUAUUAUACACCAGUGAUCUGAGCAGGACAUACGAGACAGCAACCAUCUUAGCCUCCCAUCAUACAUCUACGAAGUUAGUCAAGGAUGCACGCCUACGCGAGAGAUCAUUCGGAAAGUAUCAAGGACAUACACUCUCGAGAGAAGAAAGGCACGGUCAUCUAGAGGGUGUCGAAAGUUUAGACGAGAUGUACACUCGUUGUUUAGACUUUUACGAUGAAAUUAUCAAACCGUUGUCUCAAUUACCUGGAGAUAAGGCUAUAGCGGUUGUUAGCCAUGGUGCACUCCUCUCUGUUUUCCUUAGGCAGGUUUUACUUAACAAGAUGCAAUUCAAGCUUGCAGAGGGCGUUAAACCUUCGAGCUUAUCAAACACAUCCGUCACCAAAGCAAUUAUGAACAGUAACAACCAAGGAUACCUUCUCAGUUGGUCUGAUGACGCUCAUUUGACAGUCCACAAAGAGUUAGACAAUGCGGAUGAAGUCGCAAUGUAAGUAUAGAAUGAUAUACAGAGCUAUAUAUAGAGCAUGCAUAUAAUACAGAUCGUUAUAUUUU
Wallemia mellicola CBS 633.66 is the source of this 744-nucleotide messenger RNA. RefSeq names its product phosphoglycerate mutase-like protein. Gene Ontology annotation, biological process: fructose 1,6-bisphosphate metabolic process; fructose 2,6-bisphosphate metabolic process; negative regulation of glycolytic process. Gene Ontology annotation, cellular component: cytosol. Lineage: Eukaryota; Fungi; Basidiomycota; Wallemiomycetes; Wallemiales; Wallemiaceae. The transcript has a single exon. The coding region runs from base 48 to 683 and encodes 211 amino acids. The record is from RefSeq and is a predicted model, not a curated record. Gene Ontology annotation, molecular function: fructose-2,6-bisphosphate 2-phosphatase activity.